Molecule: messenger RNA, 1397 nt
Organism: Cynara cardunculus var. scolymus (artichoke)
Lineage: Eukaryota; Viridiplantae; Streptophyta; Magnoliopsida; Asterales; Asteraceae
Product: F-box protein At1g10780-like
Exons: 5
Coding region: 88-1347 (419 amino acids)
Molecular function (GO): protein binding
Source: RefSeq, a predicted model, not a curated record
UCAUCUUCAUGGCUGCCUGAAGCAACAACUUUUAGUUUUUUCUGAGCAUUUCAAAUGAUUGCAAGAAACUAAUAACUUUGAGAGAGAAUGGACUCCUUACCUGAUGCUGUUAUCCAAUACAUUUUGUCACAUUUAAGCAAUGCCAAAGACGUAGCAUCGUGUAAUUGCGUCUCGAAGAAGUUUAAAGACUCAAUGCCUUAUGUAACGAGCCUUUACUUCGCACGUAGCGUCUUUGAUAGCCUAACAAACGGUCAAGAUCCCGACUCCGUUAUAAUGCAGAUGGUCUCUUCGAUUUCCCGAUUGGAAGAGCUCGUGGUUUACUGCCCGUUUACCGGUUCUGGGCUGGCCUCGUGUGUCUUACUCGCGGGUUCUUCGUUAAAAAGUCUCGAGCUCCGAAUGGAUAAUCUUGUUGAUCAGAAUAUGGGUAAUGAUAGUUUGUUUAAACUCGAAUGCAUUCAAGCUGCAAAAAAUCUCGAGUCUUUAAGACUUUGGGGUGUGUUCAUGGUGCGUGCUCCGAAGUGGGACACGUUUCGAAAACUGCGGAAUCUUGAAAUCGUUGGAGCAAAAUUGGAGGAUUCGGUGUUGGUUGAGGCUCUUCGAGCGACUCCUAACCUUACCCAACUUGUGCUUCUUGGUUGUGAGGGUUUGAGGACGGUUUCAAUUGAGCUUCUCGAGCUCGAGCAUUGUAGACUUGAUUUUUACGGUUCGGGUAGUUGUUCGCUCACGCUCAAAGCUCCGAAACUCGAAGACCUUCAAGUUCAAGGGUGUUGUUGGAUUAGAGUUCGUGAGACGAGUUGCUUGAAGUAUCUUUCGAUCUCGAACAAUGCUGGGAGAAUUUACAUGGUGGACUUCGGUAAGCUCGUGGCACUUGAGUCGUUAGCGAUUAGAGGCGUUCAAUGGUGUUGGGACGCAAUACACAAAAUGCUUCAACUCGCAACCGAAGUGAAACAUCUCUUCAUGAAAAUAGAAUUCACCGGAGAUUUCGAAGCUCUUCUCCCGUUUCCCGAGAUCGAUUUCGUCGACUUCUUCAAAACUCAUCCGAACCUCAAAUCAUUCGACAUCCAUGGUGCAAUGUUUGCUGCCCUCUGCCAGAAAAAUAGUCUAAAGAACGUGGAUUCGAGUUUCGUGAUCCCGUGGCUUGAAGAGGUUGUGAUCACGGUGAGAUCGCCUUUGAACGUCGAGCAGAAGAUGAACACGCUCGAGUCGUUGGUGAAGUUUGCGAAGAAUUUGAAGAAGAUGAAGAUCAAGAUUCUUCAAAUGAGAAGUGGGCACAGCAGUGCUGAUGAGUUUUUUGAAGAGAUUUGCAGGUUUAGACUCAUGAAUUAUAGCUUAAUCUCAAUAGAGUAAAAUUUAUGUUUUUCUUAAUUGAAUCAGCUCCAUAAUCAGAUGUUAUGAUU